AUGCCCGGCGAAGGCCCGCCUUUGCCAAAUAGGUUCCCCUGCCUUUGCAAAGCCAUUUACUCCUGGGGUGGAGAGGUAGUCAAUCUGGUUAUGGCGCUCUAAACUUUUUCAAUGCUGACCCUUGAUAGACCAAAAGGGAUCUAGGUUUCGUGGAAGGCGAUCUGAUCGAAUGCCUUAAUGCGGGCGAUGGGCAAUGGUGGAUGGGACGCUUAAGGCGCAAUAAACAGGUUGGGCUGUUCCCUUCGAACUUUGUUGAGGUCCUUGACCAUCCUAUUCCACCAUCACGGCCAGUUUCAAGAAAUGGUGCUUCUAGCCCGGCGCCUCACGGCGGCAGCAUCUCUCGCGGUGUAUCCCCUGCUCCAAGUAUGUAUUCCCGAGCGGCCUCACCACAACCUCCCGCACAUCAGUACCUCGAUCGUGGCCGAUCGCCUUCCCCGAAUCCAUAUCAACAUCCACAAAGUUACUCUCGAGCAGCGUCUCCUAACCCUUAUACGAGAGCAGCCUCCCCCAAUCCCUAUAAAGCUGUUUCCCCCGACCCAUUCCAGCGACAUUCGAGAGCUCCAUCGCCGAAUCCAUACCAAAGGGCCGCCUCCCCCAAUACCUAUAGAGCGGUCUCCCCAGCACCCGGGAGUUACAACUCUCGAGCACCUCCCGCAAACUUCCAACGUGCCACCUCUCCUAGCCCAUAUAUGGGACACGAUCAUGCACGGGAUGAUGUUCCUCCACCAGCACCUCCCCCUCAUCGAUAUCAUCGCGCUGGCUCCCCUUCACCGCCCCAGGAUGGACAUCGGACACCUGCCGCCGAUCGGGCCCAUUCACCUGGCCUUCUGGGGAAUACCCCGAGCCCGCUACGCAAUGCUAUGGAGGAUGUUAUGGAGAGUUUGGAACAUAUGGCGAGCCACGAUGAGCGACCACGGACCCCCCAUGACCCUUGGUCUCCUGAAGCCUUUGCCGGUCAAUUCCAUCCCUCCCCGAAAAGAAGGAGCUACAUAAGACCUGAAACAUCGUUGGGCAUUGGGGAUCGAAAUGGCUAUCUCGAUGACGGUGAGAGUGAGGAAAAGGGGGGAAUGGCGUACCCGGAUAGACCUCGUCGACCUGCGUCACGAGUGGAGGAUCGGACACGGAGAUUCCAGUCUUCAGAUCGAUAUGGCGCAGAAGAUGACGAUGUGCCACCGGCUCCCCCACCCAAAAACCCUGCAUACACCGAAACAAUCCGACCGCGGACCGGCGAUGCUUCAAUCCGGGAUAGAAAAUCUAUGUAUGAUGUGGGUACCAAAAGCCCAAGUCCAACAAAACUGGUCCGCCCGAGGCCUCUUUCGAGAAACGCGACAAUCAAAUCGACCACCACCACAUCCCACCAAUCAUCAAGUACAAACACAACUACUUCCACAGCCGCAACCAGCACAAGCAUAAUGAGCGGUAUCAGCGCCGGUGGAUUUUCGGCGACCAGUGCGGGAAGUUUGGCAAGGCGAAAGUUAAAGGCAAUGAGUGUGAUUGAAGGGCACGGGCAGAUAUUUAGUCUAAGUAGCUUCGGCAGAACGGAAAUCCCUUCUCCAAGCCCGGGGAUAAGGCCGGCAAAUGGCGGGGCACCUCAUGUGUUACGAAGAGGUCAAACUUGGGCUGCCCCAGAGGCGACCCCGUCCGUCGGUGCUGGUGUAUUCGGAGGACUCACGGCCCCUAAACCGAAGAAGACAGGAUUCCUUAAGAAAAUAUUAAAUAGUGCCAAAACAAGUACCGCAUCCGCGAGAAGCGUUGCAAACUCCCCAGCUCCAUUUUCAACUCCUAGAACAAUACCUGACGGGAUAAACUCAAUUGCCGGCGGCAAAGCGGUCGCGCAGCAGCAGAGUCAGGAUUGGGUACAGGUCAGAAGAGACGUCAAUCGAUCAAACACAUUCUCCAGAAACGAACGGAUAGAACGACAGGAAAAGCAACAGUUAAUGGAUCAAGUCGUGCUUCGGCCUGUGGAUGCCCUAGAUGACGAUGUAGACGGUGACGAGGCAGCAGACGGUGGAAUCGUGCAACGGCCGGCUGACUUUGACGCUGCCAAUUUAAGUUUGGUAGACAAGUCUGCCAGGUUCAUUGGCAACCCGCCACCUUUUACAACACCCGAGAGCCUAGCAAAUCAUCACGUCUGCCGCCCAUAUCGGAGCGAUGUUCAACGAUUGCGCGCAAUAUUCACUUGGGUUUCGGAGAAGAUAGCCUGGGAGCAUCCUAGUGGGCCCCUGAAUGGGGAGAUUGGCGAUGAGCUGGAUACAAGGGCAGUGAUAGCCCAAAAACGAGGAAGCCCAGAGGAAGUUGCCGCAGUGGUUCUCGGAAUGUGCAACGCAGUGGGAAUUCCGUGCGAGACAAUCAGAGGAUAUCUGAAAGCUCCUGGAGAAGUCCUGGACGUCGACAUGUGCCCGCGACCCAAUCAUUGGUGGAACGCAGUGAUAGUGGACGGGGAAUGGCGAUUCAUGGAUUGCUCCCUCGCCUCGCCGACGCACCCAAGACGAGUGAUGUACUCAUCAUCGCCCCUUGGACAAGCAGACUUCUUUUGGUUCCUUACCAAACCGAGCCAAUUCUGCUGGACGCAUAUCCCCAUAAUGAUGGAACAGCAGCACAUUGUCCCUGUUCUUCCCAUGCCAUACUUGCUCGCGCUCCCAUGCGCGUGUCCGCCGUUCUUCAAGCAUGGCCUCCAGAUGAUCAACUUUGACACCAGCCUUACCAGAAUCGAAGAUUUAGAGGUUGCACAAGUCGAGUUCAGCGUUCCUGCCGAUAUAGAGUGCUCCGCAGAGGUUGAAGUAAGGGGCUUUGCAACCGACCAGGACGGCGACAUCUACGACACUGGAGACGUAGUGAAGAAGCGGGCGUUAUGUCAAGUUGCGUGGGAGAACAGGGUCAAAACGUACAGAGUUAAGGCAGUACUACCCGGUGACGAAGGACAGGGCGUGUUGAAAAUAUAUGCCGGGAAGCGUGGGCUGAUAGUAAGUUCCUCUUCCGUCUCCCUCUUCCCCAUCUUCUCUCUUGUAAACUAACUAUUCCUCAACAGCACUCAAUAAAAGACAACCCCCACCCCCUAGCCCUCGCCUUACCCAUAAUUCACACGGGUGAAAACCCGCCCUACGACUUCCUCGUCCGACAUCCAACCCCGCAUGCCCAGCGCCAUGAUUUAUACGUCUCCCAGCCGCAGUGCUCAAGGCUAGCGGUGAACAACACCUUCGUCUUUGCCGUUCGCCAGCACCCAAGCGACGGCCCUCCUGACUCUUUCUCCGCCAGCGCUUCGGGCAAUGCACCAAAACCGGCGAAGUUAGCGAUCCAAACGCCCAGCGGGAAAAUCCUCCGGUUAAUGAAGAAGCCGGACUCAAUGGGUGCGGACAACGGUAUGGUCUGGGAGACCAUCAUCAAGUGUGGCGAGCGUGGGUCUUGGAGGGCGUUGGUGCUGGCGGACAGGAGUGCUCGGUGGUGCGUUUAUGCGGAGUGGAAUGUUGUCUAG
Messenger RNA from Tuber aestivum (summer truffle), 3472 nucleotides. The record is from the annotation of a GenBank genome assembly. Lineage: Eukaryota; Fungi; Ascomycota; Pezizomycetes; Pezizales; Tuberaceae.